AGACAGUUGGAUACAGACAGGCACGAUGCGUGUGGACUCUGUGUGGCUGGCGGCUGUAGUCGUCUCAUUACCGCUCCUCUCCCUCUGUGACCCCCUCUACAUUCUCACGGCCCCGAACCUGCUGAGAGUCGGGUCCCCAGAGAAAGUGUUUGUGGAGGCGCAGGACUAUUCUGGAGCCAGUCUGAAUGUUAAAAUCUCAGUGAGAAACUCUAAAGAUAAGCGUGAAGUGACGAGUAGAUCAGUUUCCCUGACAUCUGCCAAGAACUACCAGGAUCUGGUUGAGAUAGAGGUACCCAGUAAUGCGUAUUCCUUUGAGAAGGGAAUCCAGCAAUAUGUGAUCCUGCAAGCUCAGUUUCCACAGAAUCUUCUGGAGAAACAGGUCAUGGUGAUUUUUCAAUCUGGGCACAUAGUUUUACAGACUGACAAGACCAUCUACACUCCAGACAGCACAGUUUAUUACAGGGUGUUUUCACUGAGUUCAGGCAUGACACGGCCUGUAGAAACUGGAGUCCGAGUGGAGAUCUUGACACCUGAUGGCAUCAGCCUUCAGAGCAAAUCUGUUUAUCCCGAUGGAGGAAUGGUGUCAGGAACAUUUAGCCUGACUGAUCCGGCCAGCCCAGGGAUAUGGAAACUUAUGGCGUGGCACCAGAACAGCCCACAGACGAACUUCUCCAGUGAGUUUGAAGUCAAGGAAUACGUCCUGCCCAGCUUCGAGGUUUCUUUGAGACCACAGAAAGCCUUCUUCUAUGUGAACGAUGACAGUCUAGUAGUCGAUAUUGAAGCCAAGUAUUUGUUUGGGGAGACAGUCAAUGGUCAUGGAUUUGUUGUAUUUGGUGUGAUUACUGAAGAUAAUGGGAAAAUAAGUUUACCAGGCUCCUUACAGAGAGUGAAGAUCUGGGAUGGAAGUGGAAGAGCAGAACUGAGAAGGAGACACAUCCUAGAGACCUUCCCAAACAUCAUGCAGCUUGUUGGCCAAUCACUGUACAUUACAGUGAGUCUGCUGACCGAGUCUGGCAGUGAAAUGGUGGAAGCUCACAAGAAAGGCAUUCAGAUUGUGACGUCACCGUACACCAUCCACUUCAAAAAAACACCACAAUUCUUCAAACCUGGGAUGCCCUUCGAUGUCUCGGUCUAUGUAACAAAUCCUGACCAGACACCUGCUAAAAAUGUGGAAGUGGAGGUCAAUCCUGGAGGGGUCAGAGGUCAAACAAGAGCCAAUGGCAUUGCAAAGGUUACCAUAAACACUCCGGGAGGAUCUUCUGCACUGGAGAUCACUGCAAAGACCAAAGAUCCACAAUUAAGCAAUGAACAGCAGGCAGUGAAGAAGAUGACGGCUCAGGCAUAUGUUCCCAAAGGUGGCUCCAGGAACUACUUGCACAUCGGCAUUGACACUGCAGAGCUUCAGAUCGGUGAUCAAAUGAAAGUCAAUCUGAACAUGGGAAGAAGUCCAGGAGUCAGAGAUCAGGAUUUCACCUACAUGAUCUUGAGUAAAGGUCAGAUCAUUCAUGCAGACAGGUUUAAGAGGAGGGGACAAGCUCUAGUGACUCUGUCUCUACCUGUAACCAAAGUCAUGGUGCCGUCCUUCCGCUUCGUGGCUUAUUACCAUGUGGGCUCGUCUGAGGUGGUGUCUGAUUCAGUCUGGGUUGAUGUGAAGGACACGUGCAUGGGAACGCUUAAAGUGGAAGUUCACGAUCCAGUAAAUGUCUAUGAGCCUGGUGAAGAGUUUGGCCUGAGAGUAACAGGAGACCCUGGGGCCAAGGUUGGAUUGGUUGCUGUUGAUAAAGGCGUUUAUGUUCUCAACAACAAGAACAGACUAACUCAAACAAAGAUCUGGGAUGUUGUUGAGUCACAUGACACUGGCUGCACAGCAGGAAGUGGAAAAGACAGUAUGCAAGUUUUCAGUGAUGCCGGCCUGCUGUUUGAGUCCAGCUCCGCUGGAGGAACUAGCAUCAGAACAAAUGCUGCAUGCCUUUCUUCAUCUCGAAGGAAAAAACGAGAAGUAACCAUAACACAUUUCAGAGAGACUUUAGUGAACAAGUACUCUGGCCUUGAGAAGGAAUGCUGUCUGGAUGGAAUGAAGAAUAUGGUUGAACUGAAAUACACUUGUGAGUAUCGGGCAGGAUUAAUCCAGGAUGGAGAGGAGUGCAGACGGGCUUUCCUGCACUGCUGCAGUGAGAUGACCACCCGCAACAAAGAGUCGGAUGAACAAGGCGAAGGGACUCUAGCCCGCAGUGAAAGCGAAGAGUUUGUGAACUCAGAUGAUAUUGUGUCACGUACGCUCUUCCCUGAGAGUUGGCUGUGGGAGGAAGUGGUGUUGCCCAACUGUCCGUCAAAUAACCGCCAGUGUCAAACAACCACCGUACCCAGGGACGGCUUCCAUUUGAAAGACUCCAUAACUACCUGGGAAAUCACAGCCAUCAGCUUGUCCAAGACUCAUGGUAUCUGUGUGGCAGAUGUCCAUGAGAUGACAGUGAUGAAGAACUUCUUUAUUGACCUAAAGAUUCCAUAUUCAGCUGUGCGCAAUGAGCAAAUUGAAAUCAAGGCCAUUAUCCACAACUUCUACAGCAGAAAAGUAAAGGUGCGCGUGGAACUGAAGGAAACCAAGGACAUCUGCAGCCCGGCCAGUAAUAGAAGGAAAUUCCAAACUGUAGUGACAGUAGAUGCUAAAUCAUCUCUUUCUGUACCUUUUGUCAUCAUCCCAAUGGCUUUGGGACGUCACGCCAUUGAGGUGAAGGCAUCUGCCUCGGGACGUGGGAGCGAUGGCGUGAAGAAAGAUCUCCUAGUGGUGUCUGAAGGUGUUUUGAACAAACUUAAUGAAAAUCUGCAAUUGAGUCCUUCUAAAAGAGGUGGUCAACAUGUGCAGGUGAUCAAGAGCCUUAUAAUGAGGGACCAGGCACCCAACACACCAGCCAGCACGUAUAUAUCUGCAAUAGGAGAUACAAUUAGUAUAACAAUAGAGGCGGCUAUUAGUGGUCAGGCCAUGGGGUCCCUGAUUUUCGAGCCUGGUGGCUGCGGGGAGCAGAACAUGGCUGGCCUAACGAUGCCUGUCAUUGCAACGCAUUACCUGGACCAAACCAAUCAGUGGCACACUGUGAACGCUGGCCUUAGGCAGACAGCUGUUUACUAUAUCACGAGAGGUUACAAUAAAGAGCUGGCGUAUCGUAAAACUGAUGGCUCAUAUGCGGCAUAUAUCAGUCGGCAAAGCAGCACCUGGUUGACAGCAUAUGUUGCUAAAGUAUUUGCCAUGGCCAGUAACAUCAUAAACAUAGACCAGAAUGUGAUCUGCUCUGCUCUCAAGUGGCUCAUACUGAACAAGCAGUUACCUAAUGGCGUUUUUAAAGAAGAUGCUCCUGUAAUGUCUGGAUCAAUGACUGGGAACGUACAUGGGACAGACACAGAAGCCUCGAUGACAGCAUUUGUGCUCAUUGCCCUUCAGGAGGGGAGAAACCGUUGUGCUGGCCAAAUCUUAAGUCUUGACAGCAGCAUAUAUAGAGCCAUCGCGUACCUUAGAUCUCGGUUACAUGGUCUGACGAAUCCAUACUCAGUGGCUAUGACAUCUUAUGCUCUAGCCAAUGGAAAUGCACUUGACAAGCAAGCCCUGUUGAGAAAAACCUCUGCAGAUGGAAGUCACUGGCCUGUCCCUGAAAGCAAUUACUAUACUAUUGAGGCUUCAGCCUAUGCACUCCUGGCCCUUGUUAAAGCUAAAGACUUCCAGGCUGCAGCACCCAUUGUGAACUGGCUCAACAACCAGAGGAGGAACGGAGGAGGAUAUGGCACGACUCAGACCACCAUCAUGGUGUUCCAGGCUGUUGCUGAAUACAGGAUUCAAGUGAAAGACAUGAAGCAGUUAGACCUGGAGAUGACGAUCCGAGUGGAAGGCAGCCGGCAGCCGAUUGUGUGGAAGUUCAACAAAGACAACGCUCACCUCGCACAAACAGCAAAGAUUCCAUCUAAUAGGGAGAUCACUGUCAGUGCCAAGGGUGCUGGAGAGGCCUCUGUAACUGUUGUGACUGAGUACUAUGCAAAACCAAAAGAGAGGAGUGGCACCUGCAAGAAUUUUGAGCUUGAUCUGACAUUUGAGAGGGACAAUCAAGUAACAUAUCGCGGUGCAAUCGAGAGUUAUAGACUCACUAUCAAUACCAGGUAUCUGUCCGCUGACAGGGAUGCCACCAUGUCUAUACUGGACAUUACAUUACUGACAGGAUUUGUUGUGGAUGAGAAUGAUCUGAAAGUGCUGUCAACUGGACAUGACAGGCUGAUUGAGAAAUUUGAGAUGAACAAGCAGCUUUCAGAGCGAGGAUCCCUCAUCAUCUACCUGGACAAGAUUUCUCAUAACAGGAAAGAUAGGAUCACCUUCAGGCUGCACAGAAUUAUGAAUGGAGGCUUUAUUCAACCAGCAGGAGUCACUGUAUAUGAAUACUACUCUAUAGAAAAUCGCUGUGUGAAGUUUUAUCAUCCCACCAGGAGGGAAGGAGCUCUUCAAAAAAUCUGUAAGCAAGAUGUCUGUCAGUGUGCCGAAGAAAACUGCAGUCUUCAAAGGAAGGAGAAAAUUCAUGAGGCUCAGCGUAAUAAGAAAGCAUGUGAACCAAAAAUAAAUUACGUUUAUAAGGCUGUUCUGAUGAGGGAAGAUGACGACGCUUCAACAGUUUAUUACAAUAUGAGGAUUGAAAGUGCCCUCAAAACAGGGCCGGAAGAUAAUGUGGAGGGGAAGCGGCGCACUUUCACUUUACAAAUCUCUUGCAAAGAAGCUUUGGAUCUGAAGCAGGGUGAGAGCUAUCUGAUCAUGGGCCAGUCUGGGGAUGUCCAACUGGAAGGUGCAAAAAUUCAGUACGCUCUGGGUGAGAGGACGUGGGUGGAGUUUUGGCCCAGCUUGGAGCAGAGCAAGAUAAGUGCUGAACUCAAAGAAAAAUACAACGGCAUGUUGAGUCUCCAGCAGGAUCUGCGCUUCGGCUGCGGCUAAUCAGUCAAAACGGCCCUAAUGCCAGACUACUGCUUUGAGAUGCUCAAUGACAUAAUUAAAUAUAUCACAAUUCAGAAAAGUUAGUAUAGCUUGCUUAUAACUGUUAAACAUAAUUGCAUAAAUGCAACUGUUACUUUUUUCUAGGGAUGCACCGAUACCAUUUUUAAGGACCAAGUACGAGUACCGAUACUUUUUUCUGGUACACGCCGAUAACGAUACCGAUGCCUAUACUUUUUUUAUUUUUAUUUUUGGUGAUGUUGCAGUUUUCCAAGCACAACACAGUGAGACUAAUGAAUGUAGGACAGCUUCUUUAUUAUUACCAAAGACCCUUUAAGACAAGUCAUUUCACUCGGCGGCCGUCUUUGAAACGCCUCUCGGGCAUGCAACUCCUAUCUCUUUGAAUGGGGAAACAUCAAAUUCUCCAAAGCUGUUUGCCAAGCUUUCAAUUAAAUUUCAUAUUUGUAGUCACCAAUCAAAUAUAACAACAACUGUCUCAUAAAUUUAUUUUAUGAGACAAUAGGGAAGACGUAGGACAUACAGCUUAAAUGUUUGGAGAAUACGGAAAUGCGGUUUUGGCGGAAGCACUUAGAAGGCGAACAUUUGUUUAUAUAAAGCAUAUACAUUUACAUUUUUUUUGAAAAUGACCGAUCGUUUCGCUAGAUAAGACCCUUAUUCCUCAUCUGGUAUCGUUUAAAGCCCUUUGAAGCUGCACUGAAACUGUCAUUUUGACCUUCAACCGUUUAGAGGCCAUUGAAGUUCACUAUAAGGAGAAAAAUCCUGGAAUGUUUUCGUCAAAAACCUUCAUUUCUUUUCGACUGAAGAAAGAAAAACAUGAACAUCUUGGAUGACAUGGGGGGUGACUAAAUUAUCAGGAAAAGUUUAUUUAAAAGUGGACUAAUCCUUUAACCCAUAACCGACUGUAUUAUGUGAGAUACUCCACACAAUACAUUUGACCAUUCAGGCGCAAGGAGAACUGAUUGCGUGCUGUGAGAGAACUGGGAUUGCGCGCAAGAAAGAAAGAAAUAGAGAGAGUGCGCGCGCGAGAGAGAGCGCUUCUGGUGUGUGUCAUUCAGCGCGAUUCCGUCUAUCCCGCCUUCACUAAUCGAUCACUAAUUGUGAUUGAAAGCAUGCAGGUCGCAAUGUGUGUGUUGUCAUCAUUAAUUUUGAAGUAUUUCCACACCCCUGAGGCUGACAUUGUUUCUGCUGCUGCCACGGGUGUCUCUGUGCACGGAAGAUUAUGUCAGUUACGUCACGUUAGGUAUCGGUCUUUGGUAUCUGGGGUAUUUUUUUUCGAGUACAAGUACAUGAGUUUGGUAUCGGCCGAUACCGAUACUGGUAAAGGUAUCGGUGCAUCCCUAGUUUUUCAGUAAAUAUCAUGUUACUCUAUAAUAAGCAUUACUUGAUUGCAAUGUCAUUCUAAAAUAAAUGUCACAUGAUUAAUCAGAUUUCCAUAAUAAAAAAAUCUAACUUGAUCAAA
Molecule: messenger RNA, 6437 nt
Organism: Ctenopharyngodon idella (grass carp)
Lineage: Eukaryota; Metazoa; Chordata; Actinopteri; Cypriniformes; Xenocyprididae
Product: complement C3
Exons: 41
Coding region: 26-4960 (1644 amino acids)
Cellular component (GO): extracellular region
Molecular function (GO): protein binding; endopeptidase inhibitor activity
Source: RefSeq, a predicted model, not a curated record